This is a messenger RNA of Caenorhabditis angaria, 2700 nucleotides long. The record is from the annotation of a GenBank genome assembly. NCBI's taxonomy places the organism in Eukaryota, Metazoa, Nematoda, Chromadorea, Rhabditida, Rhabditidae.
AUGUUAAUACCGGUUACCAGUGAUAGUUUACCGGUUCGAUUAGAAAUCCUAGUCGAGAAUGCUAAAAAUUUACCUGUGAUGAAUAAGGUUUGUUUAUUUAUUGAGUUUUUUUUUAAUUUUAAAAUUUGUUUUUUUUCAGAGUAAUAACUCGUGUGAUGCCUUCGUUGAGGUUCGUUUUCUAGAAACAGUUGAGAAAACAGAUGUUGUUACAAGUUUGAAUCCAGCAUGGACAAAUGAGCCAUUCGUGUUUGACACAGAUGAAAAAGAAAUCAGUGAAGAAUGGCUGCAGUUUCGGUAAGUGCCUAUAAUUAAGGACAAUUUUUCAAAUUUUGUCGUUUUUUCAGAGUCAUGGACUAUGACACAUAUUCUGCAAAUGAUGCGAUUGGUAGAGUUAACGUUGAUUGCAAUAUUUUGUUAGAAAGAAUGAGAAAUACUGGAAUCGACACCCUUGAAGAGACUUUAACCAUGAAAGUUUAUGAUACAAUUCACGGACUUCGAGGAGAUCUUACUUUUCAAAUAAAACUUCAACUUUUAAUGAUUUACAAUCCUUUGAAUUAUGUUCAAAUUUAUGCAGGACCUAAUAUUCCAAAAGACAAAAAAGUUUGUGAACUCAUUGGGCUUGUUGAUAAUAUUCGAUGUGAAAAAGAUCCAGAUUAUGAAUGGCUUGAUAAGUGAGUUUUAUUUCUUCUUAAAAUAUAUGGCUUCUCCUAAUGACAUACAUUUUCUAUAGAAUUCGCACACCUCGUCGAACAAAUGAUGCCAGACAAAGUGCUAUUCGUUCAACUCUGCGCGAUGCAAUAAUCGGAUUAGCACAAAAAACAGCAAAGCUUGGUGGAAAUGUCAUUCUUGGCUUCAGCGAAUUUGUUGAUAUGGAGGGAUCAACAUCAGAUUUAUUGACUUGUAGAGUGUUUGGAACAGCUGUGAAGCUUAUUGAUAAGAAUGUGAAUAUUUUACCAUAUUCCGGUUUGGUAAAACCAGUUUUGACAAUUGAUAAAGUGCCGGAGGAUAGACAAUUGGCGAUGGGAUCAUUGGUUUUAGCAAGAGCAGUACAUUUUCUUGAUGAAGAUGAAAAUCCAGAAACUGUGAGAAGUGCUUAUUGGAAUGCGUUGAGAGCAGAACUUUAUCAACAAGCGAAAACAGUUGGUUGUAAUUUGGUAAUUGGUUACAAAGAAAGUAUGACUGUAAAUGAAGGAGUAGCACUAUUGACCUGUGUUGGAACUGCAGUUUUAUUUUCUGAUGGGACUGAAACUCCAACAAUACAAGUGAUUUUCAAUAAUGGUAGUUCAAGAAACAGUCCAGUAAUACUAAAAGACGAACGAGAAAAAGAAAAAGAAGUCAAAGAAAAGAAACCGUUAUUCAAGUUUGCGAUUGGUGAAGGACGAGAAAAACGAUCGGAUUCUACACCAAGAUCAUUUCGAUGUAUGCAAUACCAUUCUCCAGAAGACGAAAAUAUGUUUGUUCAAGCGACAAAAAUAAUACCAUGUGCAUAUUGUAAACAAGGACACGUUCCGGAAUUUAUGUUAUCUACCCAGUUUUGCCCACCUCCACAAUAUUAUAUUGGACCAAGAAAUUUUGUGCAAGUAUCCGUAUGCAAAAAGAUUCCAAGUGAUCCAAAUGAAGUCACAGAUUAUGCUAAUGAUAUCGCUAAUGUGAGUUUGUUUCUGAUAAUGUUUUCCAUAGAUUUCAAAACGUUUAUUCAGGCUCUUCCAUAUUCCGAUCACGAACUUCUUGGAAAUUUGAUGAAUGAAGCAAAAACAGUGAACUCCUCUGGAAAUGCAAUUUUCGCUUUAGAAGUAACUUGUGCAAUUUGUGAUGAUUCCUUGGUUUGUACAAUGACUGGUGUUUUAAUAAGGCUCAAUGUGAUAAGUGUGAGUUUAGAGAAUUUUGAUAGACUUCAAAAAUAUUUACUUUUCAGAAAAGUGACACGUCAUCUCCUUCAAUAUCAAAUGUUUUAUCAUUUUCUUCACUUCAACGACAAAGUGAUGCUAGAAGAUUCUCAUGGGGAACUGUGAGAGAUGCUAUUAAAUUCAAAUCUUCUGGUGUUUUCCAAUCUAAUCUGACACUCAAAGUUUUGAAUCUGAAACAAGAUGACAAUUCAUCCGGUGGAAAAACAAGACUGCGGCUCAAUACAAUCGUGGAUAAGGUAUGUAAAUAUUUCAGAUUAAUAAGUCGUAAAACUUGUCAGUUUUUAUUAACAAAUUCUUUAAAUUUCAGGUUCGCCGGAAACAACAUCGUGAAUAUGUGACCCAUGUAGUUUUCGAAAGACAUUUGAGUUUAUCAAUCGGUGUUCACGAGUUCGGAACAGCUGGAAAUGUUUCAUCUGUAAGCCUUUACUAUAUUUUUUUAAGGAAAAUAGUUCGAAAAUCUUGAUUACAGAUAGCGGGAGUUCAUUUGUCCGGAAUUUUGAGUCCAAACUUUAUAAAUCGAGAUUUUGUUGACAACAAUGUAGCUACGGCAAGAUUUUCCGAUGUUUUUGUGAGAGAAGAUUUGUCGACUGCAGUUAAAGAUUCAACAACUGUAGAUGGAUUCGUGACGAAUGCUUUAGAAGAACGAAUUGCGAGCAUAAAAUGUUUCAUGGGUCUUGGUGGAUCAAAUUGUCAAGUUUCAAAUAUGAGACUAACUUGUCCCCAAUUCAAUGUUUCGAAAGAACACGCCCAUAUUAUAAUGAUUGUCAGUACAGAUUUAUUCAAUUUAACUUAA